AUGACCUGCUUCGAGAAGGAGGGCAGCUGGAGCCUGUCCUUCGCCGGCGCGGGUUUCCUGGGUCUCUACCACGUGGGCGUGACCCACUGCCUCGGUCAGCGGGCCCCGCGCCUCCUCGGCGGCGCCAGCCGCUUCUAUGGCUCCUCGUCCGGGGCGCUCAUGGCCCUCGGCAUCAUCUGUGGCAAGUCUGUCGACUUCUGCUGCUCCCGCCUCCUGGACAUGGUCAAGCACGUGGAGCAGCUGAGCCUGGGCAUCUUCCACCCCUCCUUCAUGCCCGUCGAGAGCAUCAGGCAGGACCUGCAAGACCAGCUGCCUGCCAACAUUCACAUCCUGGCCUCCCAGCGGCUGGGCAUCUCGCUGACCCGCUGGCCCGAUGGCCAGAACUUCAUCAUCACUGACUUCGCCACCCGCGAUGAGGUCAUCCAGGCCUUGGUCUGUACCUUAUACUUCCCUUUCUACUGUGGGAUGAUUCCCCCCGAAUUCAGAGGGGAGCGCUACAUCGACGGCGCUCUGAGCAACAACUUGCCCUUCGCGGACUCUCCCUCCACCAUCACCGUGUCGCCCUUCCACGGGACAGUGGACAUCUGCCCCCAGAGCAGCUCGGCAAGCAUGCACGAGCUGAACGCCUUCAACGCCAGCUUCCAGAUCUCCACCAAGAAUUUAUUCCAGGGGGUCACCUCCCUCAUACCCUCCAGCCCCGAGGUAAUAGCUGACAACUGCAGACAAGGCUACCUGGAUGCCCUGAGGUUCCUGGAGAGAUACGGACUCACCAAGGAGCCAGUGCUGUGGACGUUGUUGUCUAAGGAGCCCCCAGCCCCAGCUGAUGGGACCCAGGAUGCUGACCACGACAGAGGCCAGAAGGCAGGCCUGUCUCUCAACUGGGCAGUGCCCAACGUGCUGGUCAAGGACGUGCCCGACUUUGAGCAGCUCUGCCCAGAGCUGGAGGCUGCCCUGAAGAAAGCCUGUAUGAGGGACCCCAGCGCCUGGGCCUCCUUCUGCCGGUCGGGGCCUGGGCGGGCGCUGACGUACCUGCUGCUGCCUUGCACGCUGCCCUUUGAGUACAUCUACUUCCGGAGCAGAAGGGUGGUGGCGUGGCUGCCCGACGUGCCGGCCGACGUGCGGUGGAUGCGGGGCUUGCCGAGGAGCUUGGCCCUCGAGGUCUACUCCAGGAGGAAGGACCAGCUCCCUGGGCUGGUCAGCCUAGUGGUCACGAGCCCCUUCCAGCCUGAGGCCGCUCCUCCCAAGGACCUGGCCAAGGAGCCCAGACCUGCCCGUCAGUGA
Molecule: messenger RNA, 1281 nt
Organism: Hippopotamus amphibius kiboko
Lineage: Eukaryota; Metazoa; Chordata; Mammalia; Artiodactyla; Hippopotamidae
Gene: PNPLA5
Product: patatin like phospholipase domain containing 5
Exons: 9
Coding region: 1-1281 (426 amino acids)
Biological process (GO): lipid homeostasis; triglyceride catabolic process
Cellular component (GO): membrane; cytoplasm; lipid droplet
Molecular function (GO): triacylglycerol lipase activity
Source: RefSeq, a predicted model, not a curated record